Molecule: messenger RNA, 1584 nt
Organism: Aspergillus fischeri NRRL 181
Lineage: Eukaryota; Fungi; Ascomycota; Eurotiomycetes; Eurotiales; Aspergillaceae
Exons: 2
Coding region: 1-1584 (527 amino acids)
Cellular component (GO): membrane; cytoplasm; microtubule
Molecular function (GO): GTPase activity; microtubule binding
Source: RefSeq, a predicted model, not a curated record
AUGAAGAAUAAGGCCACUCUUAUCCUGGCUGUCAUCAGCGCGAAGAUUGGUUACCAACAGCAAGAAGAGGUUCUAAAGUUGGCUAAGCGUUUUGAUCCCACCAACGAAAGAACUAUUGGGAUUGUUACCCACACUGACACACUUCAACGGAACUCGGAGCAGGAGAACAUUCUUAUUGAGCUGGUUAGGAACCAGAAAGCUCAAUUGAAGCUCGGUUGGCAUGCUUUAUGGAACGGAGCUUCACAAGACAGAUAUACUUCAGAGGAUCUUUGCAACAAAAAGGAGAUGGUGUGUUUUCGCAAUGGUGCCUGGGCUACAUUGCCCACAUGCUGCGUUGGGCUGGGUGCUCUUCAGGUUCGUCUGAACAGAGCUAUCUUCGACUGUAUGAAACAGUAUAUCCCAGACAUGGCCGGGAACGUUGAGAAAACAAUCUCCGAGAAUAAGGCCAAGCUAGAGAAACUUGGACCAUCACGCACAACUAUUCAGGAGAAGCGAGCUUACCUGCUCGGUGUCGGUAGCAAGUGCGAGCGAAUCAUGGCUCAAGCGCUAAAUGGCAUGUACAGUGAUGGUUUCUUCACUUCAGAAGCUCACAGCGGUGCCCAUGAUUUUCGCAAACUGCGAUCUGUUAUCCGAGAAUUGAAUGAUGACUUUGCCGAAGCCAUAGAGCUUCGAGGCGCUCACCGCAUCAUCAUCAUCGAUUCUGAUGCCGGAUUUCAAAACAAAGAGGCCUUCAAGAGAGAGGACAACCCUUACCUUGACGGCUGGAAACCAGUCUUCAUAACAAGCCGCGGGGUGGAAAUACCUGGCCAUAUCAACCAACGUCUUGUCGAAGAUCUUUUCCGUAUCCAUUCGAAGCCUUGGGAAGACCUAGUGAGACGACAUGUGAUGACUGUCGGGGAAGCCGUCGAACACUUCGUGCAUUUGCUCUUUGAAUAUCUGGUAGAUGACCAGGUUCUCUCGGCUCUCUCUCAUUCCAUCCUUAGCCCAGCACUGAACAAAAUGAAGGAUACAUUAUCGGAGAAACUCCAGGAGUUGACGGCGUUCAUGAAGCAAGGCCAUCCUCAACUGCUUGGCCGAACCUACCUUACACAGAUACAAAAGUCUCAAUCAAAGCGUCAGUUUCAGGAUCUUAGGCGAAGGCUCGGCCUUCCACUCAGUCCUAACGAAAAUCCUUCUACGAAGACUAUUUCACUUGGAGAGCUGAUGAGAGCGACAUCGAGCCCCGAGUCUCCGAGCACUCAGUUUUCUGCUGCUGAGAUCAUUGACCAGAUGCAGGCAUAUUACGAUCUUGCAAUUGUGAUCUUCAUGAACAAUGUCGCCAACCUUGCGAUAGAAAAUUGUCUCCUUCAGCCACUCGAAGGUAUCUUCACCAGCGCCAGCGUGGUCAACAUGGAUGACCAGCACAUUGAGGACCUUGCUACUGAGCCUACGGCUGUCCGGGAGCAGCGCGAACGCCUCAGCUACCAACUCGAGAAGCUUCGGACUGGUCUGAGCAUACUGAAGUCCUAUGAUAUUCCCCAGUCUCGCCGCGAAGGUCUGAACAUCUUUCCCGAGCUUGAACGUCAUUGCAGGUCGAAGACGUAG